This is a messenger RNA of Rhinolophus ferrumequinum (greater horseshoe bat), 8150 nucleotides long. RefSeq names its product ring finger protein, LIM domain interacting (gene RLIM). The transcript has 4 exons. Gene Ontology annotation, molecular function: ubiquitin protein ligase activity. Gene Ontology annotation, biological process: protein ubiquitination; ubiquitin-dependent protein catabolic process; random inactivation of X chromosome. The coding region runs from base 211 to 2058 and encodes 615 amino acids. Gene Ontology annotation, cellular component: nucleoplasm; cytoplasm. NCBI's taxonomy places the organism in Eukaryota, Metazoa, Chordata, Mammalia, Chiroptera, Rhinolophidae. The record is from RefSeq and is a predicted model, not a curated record.
GCUGCUUGGUAACAAUGGGGGAGAUAAUGGCUGCCUGAGCAACGUCUCGCAGCAGGCGCUGGGCUAGAGGCGGGUCUCUAGCAGCGACUCAGCGGAGGCGGGCUUGAGAGCGCAACAGGGGAGGCGCGCAGGGGCCUCGGCGGCGGCGGCCGAACCGACCGAGUCGGAUCCCGACACUAAAACCCAAUCAUUUUCCACUUGUUCAUCAAGAUGGAAAGCUCAGAUUCUAACGAUAAAGGAAGUGGUGAUCAGUCUGCAGCACAGCGCAGAAGUCAGAUGGACCGAUUGGAUCGGGAAGAAGCUUUCUAUCAAUUUGUGAAUAACCUGAGUGAAGAAGAUUAUAGGCUUAUGCGGGAUAACAAUUUGCUGGGCACCCCAGGUGAAAGUACUGAGGAAGAGUUGCUGAGAAGACUACAACAAAUAAGAGAGGGCCCACCACCACAUAACGCAGAUGAAAAUAGAGGUGGAGACUCUUCAGAUGAUGUGUCUAAUGGUGACUCUAUAAUAGACUGGCUUAAUUCUGUCAGACAAACUGGAAAUACGACGAGAAGUGGGCAAAGAGGAAACCAAUCUUGGAGAGCAGUGAGCCGGACUAAUCCAAACAGUGGCGAUUUCAGAUUCAGUUUAGAGAUCAAUGUUAACCGUAAUAAUGGGGGUCAAAACCCAGAGAAUGAAAAUGAGCCAUCUGCAAGACGUUCCAGUGGAGAAAACAUGGACAGCAACAGCCAAAGGCCAGCAGAAAAUCCACGGUCAGAAUCAACGUCUGCAAGGCCAUCCAGGUCAGAACGAAAUUCAACUGAAGCCUUCAGCGGAGAAGUCCCGCCUACUAGAGGUCAGAGAAGAGCGAGAAGCAGGAGCCCAGACCAUCGGAGAACCCGAGCUAGAGCGGAGAGAAGUCGGUCACCUCUGCAUCCAAUGAGUGAAAUCCCACGAAGGUCUCAUCACAGUAUCUCAUCUCAGACUUUUGAGCAUCCUUUGGUAAAUGAGGCUGAGGGAAGUUCUAGAACCCGGCACCAUGUGACAUUGAGACAGCAAAUAAGUGGACCUGACUUGCUCAGUAGAGGUCUUUUUGCAGCUUCCGGAACUAGAAAUGCCUCACAAGGAGCAGGUUCUUCAGAUACAACUGGUAAUGGCGAAUCUACAGGAUCAGGACAGAGACCUCCGACCAUAGUCCUUGAUCUUCAAGUCAGAAGAGUCCGUCCUGGAGAAUAUCGGCAGAGAGAUAGCAUAGCUAGCAGAACUCGGUCAAGGUCUCAGACCCCAAACAACACCGUCACUUAUGAAAGUGAACGAGGAGGUUUUAGGCGUACGUUUUCACGUUCUGAGCGUGCAGGUGUGAGAACCUAUGUCAGUACCAUCAGAAUUCCGAUUCGUAGAAUCUUAAAUACUGGUUUAAGUGAAACUACAUCUGUUGCAAUUCAGACCAUGUUAAGGCAAAUAAUGACAGGUUUUGGUGAAUUGAGCUACUUUAUGUACAGUGAUAGUGAUUCAGAGCCUAGUGGCUCAGUCUCGAGUCAAAAUGUGGAAAGGGCAGAGUCACGGAGUGGAAGAGGGGGUUCUGGUGGCAGUGGCAGUUCCACUUCCGGCUCGAGUUCCAGCUCGAGUUCCAGUCCUAGCUCCAGUUCCAGUGGGGAGAGCUCAGAGACUAGCUCAGAGGUGUUGGAAGGCGGGAAUGAAGGAAGCUCGUCGUCAGGCUCCUCAGGUGCCAGGCGAGAGGGUCGACACAGGGCCCCGGUCACAUUUGAUGAAAGUGGCUCUCUGCCCUUCCUUAGUCUGGCUCAGUUUUUCCUCUUAAAUGAGGAUGAUGAUGACCAACCUAGAGGACUCACCAAAGAACAGAUUGACAACUUGGCAAUGAGAAGUUUUGGCGAAAAUGAUGCAUUAAAAACCUGUAGUGUUUGCAUUACAGAGUACACAGAAGGCAACAAACUUCGGAAACUACCUUGUUCCCAUGAGUAUCAUGUCCACUGCAUCGACCGCUGGUUAUCUGAGAAUUCUACCUGUCCUAUUUGUCGCAGAGCAGUCUUAGCUUCUGGUAACAGAGAAAGCGUUGUGUAAUUAAGGUCGCGACUCUCGGCUGUAGCUGGCAUAGUGAUGGGCAAACAGGAAUCACUUGCUUUAUGUCCACUUUUUGAGUGGUACUGAAAUGUAAAGUAGCAACCUGAAUUGAGUCAUUGCUUUCCGAAUGAAUCUUUGUCCUUUCCCCACCUUCUGUUCCAGAAUAAAAGGAAAUAUUUAAAAAGCAACGUUUUAGGACAUAAAAAUCUGAUUUCACUAUCAGUAAUUGAGGUUGCUGAUGACUUAAUCAUGUAUGCUUGUCAGUUUCUCCUUUGUUACCUUCAAAGAUCUGCCUUAGCAAUGGCUCUUACCUGUUUCACAUUGAUCUUGAAAGUUUCCUGCGCCGUAGGAGAGGGGCUAAGGAAAUUCCCAGUUUAGACUAGGUUCAGUACAUCUUCCUAAGUGAUUGCUGUCCCCAUUUAUUAGUUGGCACAGAUUCAGCUACCUGCUGAAUAUCAUUUGUUCACCUUUCAGACAAGGUGAUUGGACAUGUCAGUGUAAAUAACACUAAGGUUAGGGUCUUCUAAGUGUCUGACUGUCUCCUCAGCCCAUCACUGUGGCACACCGUAGAGUGAGCUUAUAGUUUCAUUGAGAUAUUUAUCUUGUGGAAAUAUUAAAAAAGCCUAUGCUUGUGUAAGUGAAACAAAUCACAUUCGUUUGUUUAAAAAUGUAAAGCUAUUUUGUAGAGGCUCAGUACUUUUCCAAUGCACUGUUGUAAUAAUGCAUUAAAACUUGUAAAGUCCCAUGCUUAGAAAUGAGAAAACUGCUUUCUGUGAGCCAACCUAGUAAACACACCAAACAGAGUACAGAGCUGCUUUUGUAAGUGUAUAGAUGUCAAGAGCAGAACAUAUUUCAUGUAUGUGAGCAGCUACUGUGACACAAAGGGAAGGACAGUGCAGAACUGAACUGCAUUGAAGACCAGUGGAAAUGGUGUAUUCGGCUUGGAUUUAGGCAGGAAAUGAAAGACCGGAGGAGUAAAGCAGACUGCUCUGAAGAGCUUCAGCUUGUCAUGCAGACGCUAAUACAGUACAGACAUUGACUGGUUUCAGAAGGUGAGGUCUUUGACACAGUCUUCUUCGUGAGCAGAUGGAGUAGAUUGGCAGAUUGGGCAGAGCUUUGGUUGAAGAAAAACCACUACCACGUAGCACCAGUUACAUUGUUUUUACAAGUCUACUCCUCAAAAAAAAAGGUGGAGGAAAGACUAUAAACCACUUUUAGCAUAACAAUUGGUACAGAUGUGUGUACUAAUAAGAAAGUCUCGAAUUUGCAUUUUCGAGAUUUGUCAUUUAAGGUACCAGUGCACACUUGUUACUAUUUCAUUAUUCUCUCUCUAACACAGACCUAACAUCUCACAUUUAAAGACCAGUUGAAUAAUAAGGGAUUUUUAUCCUUGGUUGCAAGUGAGUUGUGUUGGGUUAUUUGAAAUUCACAUUUUAAUUGUGCUGCCCAUUUUCGAAGAUGAGACUGCUGACUUACGAUCUAUGGGACACGCACUUUAUGUUGUUCCCUUAGUGGUAACAAUAGAUCUGUGAAGAACCCCAGUACUCUUGCUGAAUUUCUCUUUGGACGGUGGUUGGGGUUAAGGUUAGUCUGACUGUGGAGGACUGCGUUUGUUUUUCUGGGGGAAGCCGAUGGGUCCAAAGAGGGAUUGAUCACAUCCUUGGCCAUUAACAAAGUGAGCUGACUACCUGGGCAUAGUCAGACACUCUACAAAAUCAGUCUGUUUUAGAAGUUCUCUGGGUACCUUAACUGUUAGCAACUUAGCUGUAAAGAUGAUUUCAAAGCUCAUACUUUCAUGUUUUCCUCUGGCUUUCAAUCCUACCUAACUGUCAAGGAAAUUAACUUGUAAAUAUGGUAGUUGUUUACUAAGGAUAUGUACUGCUCUUGCAAGAAAAUAAUGUCCAAACAAAGCUUCACUUAUUUUUUUUAAUAUAAGCAGAAACCACUGUCUAUGGCGCUUCUAUAAUACAUUUUAUCUUUUUAAAAAAUUGUCCAUUUAAAAGUCAGGAUUCCUUUAUAUUGUGGGCCUCCUUGUCUCCUUUCCUGAGGGUGUAAUCAAUGGUUUUCAGAUCUGCAGGGGAGUCCUGAUUGGCUAAGAACAAACCCGUUUUUCUCUUGGUAUAAAAUGUCCCAUUACUAUAGGGGUGUUCAUUUUCUAUAGUUUAAAAACAACUGCCGCUAAGCAUAAAAAUCAUUGACAACAGGUACCUCCCUAAGCUCCCAAGAUGUAUUACUCAUUUGUAAAGUAUUAAAGUGAGAGGUAACUUGUGCAGAAUUCUGGUAAUGAAUGUAGAUAUUAAACCUAUUCCUAAACACUGGAAAUAGAAUUUUAAGUUUUUAGCCUUCACUAGAAUGCACAGUCGACACGUGCACAUGGACCCCUUUUUCAAUAGCACUCACCCAUUUCCAUUGGAUUGUGUAGAAUGGAUACAAAUAUUUUAGUGGAAUUUGCUACUUAUUAUCUUUUUAAUUUUGUGAGGUCCAUGAUUAAUAUAUACUUAACUAGUGUUGUGGACCUUGAAGACAAGGUCAUUUGUAGGUGUCAGAUGUACAGUGGAGAACAAAGAUCUUUUUUCCCACCAGCAUCCAAACACCUAUUCUCUUGAGGGAGCAUUUUCUUGCAAAAGACUUUACGUUUCAUUUUGUAUCUUUGCACUUUUUCUUUAUUAAAGAUUCUGUCUUGAAGACCUACUUGGAACUUCAUGCAGUAAUAGGAACAAGAAAAAACAAUGUUGGGAGUUUACAUUGUUCGAAGCAUAGGGAAAAGUACUAAAAACUGAAUUUCCUUGAAUAUUUCAGGUAUUUUUAAAAGUUCACUUACUAGUCUGAAACGUUUGAGGUGUUACUAUUGUUUAACUCCAAGCAGUUGUCAAGCUUGCGGUUUAUUGGUACUAAAACCAAAACCGAACAGUGAGGUUUAAAGUUUGCAGACUUGGAUCUGUAGCAGCACUAGAAGAAGAGCCAUGUUGUUAAUUUGGAACAUUUGCUCUAAAAAGAACACAGUAGUUGUACCUCAGUGGUGUUAAUGGGGAUUGAGGGAAGGGUUCACAUUAGUGUUGGAGAGUAGGUUCCUUGUGCAGUGAACAACAACAGAAAUGUUUAACACCAAGAUUUUAUAGCGAUACAUAGAUAUUUACAUAUCUAUAUAUGUAUGAAAUCUCUAAAAACACCAUUGGAGUUUAUCCAAACUUUAAGAUUAGGAAACUGGUUAUCUGUGUUACCUCAAGUCAUUUCCCCCCUUGGGAAAACAUGUCCUUUCCGUGCCAAUUAUGCUCUCCUAGUGUCAUUGUCUCAAGUCAUAUUUAUGAAGGUUGACACUUAAUAUGCUUUGUAUUUAGCCACCUGCUUCCCAAAUGUCCAGGACGGGAAAUAAGUCCAGCAUCAGCCAUGACUUUCCCAAAAUACCCACGUGGUAGGGAGAUGAAUGAAUGUUGCAAAAUGCUUCUUCAAAGGCCCUUUUUACAGCUUGCUAGAAUACAGUGGCACCUUGUGGUGAUUGUUGAUACUUUUAAAGAUGGAAGAUAUUUUUACCCCCCCCUCCUUUGUUCUUUUGUGAACGAAAAAUAUUUGUAAUCUGCCUUAUAUGAAUUUUGAAGUUUUACCUUACUGGCUUCCCUGUCAAAUUUAUUACCAACAUUAAGUACUUAUAGAAGCCACGUUUGCAGGGCACUUUUAUUCUUUUCUUGUCUUAUAAGACUAUGCUGAUUGCUACUUUGUAAAGUAUUCUGUACCUUAGUAAUGCAAGAGAUUGAUAAGGCACGUGUUAAAGUGUCAAGUGUUUCUUUCCUUAGUAUAAUUCUUCAGUAUGUUUAAGAUUCAAUAACAGUGUUGUGAAUCAUUGCGUUAACUAGUAAAUUGUACACUUUUGCAAAACACAUUUGAAAUUGUAAAUCAUAACAUGCUUUAUUUGGAAAGGUGAAGUGCAAGGUCUCAAGAACUAGUAUAUAACUUAUUUUUAAAUCAGAUUUUUAAAUAAGCAACUAAUAAACUGCUGUGAGUUCAGUACCUGCCCUUUAAAAAUUUUAGCAUCCUGAAAUUGUGUUCUUAACUGGAACAUUUCUAAAAUAUUAUGUAAUAUUCCCUACAAGUGAGCAACGUCACUUGAUUUAAGUAAAUCCAUUUUGUAUCUAAAAUGCAGCAUAGAAUAGCGCUGUUAUUGAAGUGUUGGAACUUGCAAGGGAUAACAACAGUUUAUGAGUUUUGUGAUUAUUUUCAUUUCUAUGUAGGUGUUUUAAUUAAAAUUUGAAGGAAAUAGGCACGCCCGCUAACACUCAAACUUAUAGUGAGGUACUUGUUUUUUAUUAGUGUUUCUUUGCUACAGACCCAUAAGCUGCUUUAUAGUCACUUGGAUUGAGUGAUAGAUAGAUAGAUAUCUUAAAGACACGCAGUGAAAGUGACCCCAUCAAACCACUGUGCCUAGUUAUUUUAGGGUUCCUCUAUCAGUUCCUCAUCUUGCAGAUUUAUUCCAAUACUAAGGUAUGGUUGAACCAGCUGCCCAGCCUUAACUCCAUUUAGUGCCCCUCUGGUAACAUUCUUUCAACGAUUGAUCCAUAUGUUUUAAUUGUCCAAUGUUGGGAUUUUACCUCUUGAGAGCUCCAUUUGUCCCUGGUGCUGCUUUUAAAGAUGGAGGGCCGUGAGGUAUCGAGUUGAGUAGGUACGCAAUUGGCCCGGUUACAUAUCUGUGCCUGUUUUAUCUUCUCCCAGGAAGAGCUGCUUGGGAUAGAUGUUUACUUGGGUUUAUGUAAAGAAGUGGGCAGCAAUCUUGGACAGCUUUCUGAAGUCUGUAAGAACCUGAAGGGAUUCGGAGGGGGGAUAGUAACAAAGGCUGCCUUUAUGUCUCUGAACACGAAGCACAUAAAUGUAUGUUGUGUAAAGACUGAAGUGAUUGUUAUACCAGGGCUUCCUGACCUCUGGGAGAGACUUGCAAAACAGCAGAAAGGAGCACAAGGUGAAGUGAAUUUGGUUGGCUUGCCUUAUCUGCUUUCUCAUUUUCUUUAAAUUUAAACCUAAACAUAACACCCUCCUCCAGUAUCUACCCAGCAGACUCCUGGUUGGGAAGCCCUGUAUUCAAUUUUGAGAAUGUACCCAGUUUCCUUUUGUUUUGUACAGUGCUUUACACUUGCUAAAAUUUAACUUGUUUAAUGCAAAACAAGACCUUGAAAGGUCAGUCAUAUUAAAGCUGGUUUGAUUAUUAAUAGUUAUCUUUUAGGAAGAAGCUUUUUCCCUAUGUAAGAUGUCAUACUGCAGAUUUAAAAUAUAGACUAUCAAUAAAAUGCAUGAAGUGAUCAUUUGUGCUUGAUCAUCUCUCCUUGGGUUUUUCUUUAAAAGGGGGAAUCUGAUAAAGGUUCUGUUGCUUCAGACUGAUUGCAGAUAGACAUGAUUUCUAGAAAUGAGUGGAAUUACAGCACAACCUUGGUUUUGGUUCCCCUCACUGCUAUGAGUGUGGGCAGGUACUGGUUUACGGGAUACAACUUCCAUUCUGUGUUGUGUCGUUUAAUGGCUUAAUCUUGGUAAAAUAAAAGAUUGAAGUAUAUUCUCAUACAAGAAUCCUGGAAAGAAUCUAUGUAAAUGACAUUUUAAAUGACAGUGCAUGUUCACUGUUUCUUGUAUUUUCACCAUUGCCCUGACCACUCCCUUGCGUGACCUCUGUAAGUACAAAAACUUGUCCUGGUAUGCUCAUGCAGCUUUUGUCUUCCAUCCCUACCACCAGCCUGUCACACAUGUUGCCUAAGCCACCAAGAUGUCCGUGUUUCUAAGUAGAUUGUCACAUUCUGAUAACCUGCAGGAGGCUUCCCUUUGGUAUUGAUACUCAUUUUGCCGAUGGUGAAUUUUACUGUCGUUUCAUUUCCUCUGGUUCCUACAGCGCCCUGUCAUUGGCAUAGCAACUCAGUUCCUUGUGAUAAUUUUGGUGUGGUCACCUCUUGGCCUCGUGCCCUUCCCAGGGUUUUACUUUUAGUACCAUUCAUGAUUAAUUUCUUUGAAACUCAAGCACACCACUGAAAAGUUUACAUUGGAGACAGCAGAGUAAGCCAGUGCACAGACGUCUUGUAGAAAACUAAGGAAAAAAGGGUCGUUACCUAGAACAGUGGAUC